This is a messenger RNA of Lottia gigantea (owl limpet), 717 nucleotides long. RefSeq lists its product as hypothetical. Bases 1 to 717 code for a protein of 238 amino acids. The record is from RefSeq and is a predicted model, not a curated record. The transcript has 4 exons. NCBI's taxonomy places the organism in Eukaryota, Metazoa, Mollusca, Gastropoda, Lottiidae.
AUGGGUUCUCUUAUUUACUUUUAUGAAAAUGAAAAUGCUAAUACUUAUAUAAAUAGAAAGAUUAAGAAGAAUGUAAAGGUUGAAAGAAGUGAUGGUAGUAGCUGCAGUGUUGAUAAUGUUGCAAUUAAAACAGAAAGUGAUUUGGGAGGAUUGACAAACCAAGAUGAUGAAGAUGAUAGCGAUUGUGUCCCUGAUUCAGAUCAAGUCAGUUAUCAGAAUGUCUACAUAGAUUAUGAUGAUCUACAAACAAUAGGUGAAGGUGAAGACUGUGAAUUAUUGGAGAGUGACAGAGAUGAAGAUAUAGAGAUAGAGGCUGAUACAAUAACAGAUGAAGAUUCUGUUAGCAAUUUAUUAAAAGAUCAUUUGUCCAUUGUUUUUGAUUCACAACUCCUUGUCUUAUCUAAACUUAAAAUACCAGCAAAGUGUAGAAAAUGUGAUGGUGUUAUUACAGAAGAAUUGAAGCAUGUAGGGUCCUCAACUCUUAUUAUAUGGAUGUGUACUUCAGGUCACAAAAUAGAGAGAUGGUGUUCUCAGCCAGUAGUUCGAAGAAUAAGAGUAGGUGAUUUUUUAUUGGCUUCCAAUAUUCUGGCUUCUGGUAAUAACUACAGAAAGAUUGCCAUGCUAUUCCAGUUUAUGAAUAUGGGAUGUGUUUCUGAAUCAACAUUUAACAGAAUACAGAAACACUACUGUUCACCAGCAAUUACAAAUUUUCGGUAG